GAAAUUUCAACACGAACCCGUGAAACAAAGCCUGCACAAUCAUGAGCGAUUUCCAAACUUGGUACAAACAAGUGCCGCCUUUUACACGGAUCUGGCUGACGGCCACGGUCGGUAUUUCGUUGCUGGCCAAAAUUGGAUUACUGCCUGUUGGUUAUCUUAUCCUGCAGCAAGCCCCGCUAUUCUACAAACUACAGCUAUGGAGGCCAAUGACAGCAGUACUGUUCUACCCACUGAAUCCCGGGACCGGAUUUCAUUUUAUGAUGAAUUGCUUUUUCCUGUACAAUUACUCGUUGCGGCUAGAGUCGGAUCAUUACAAACAAAAGCCUGGUGACUAUUUUUAUAUGCUCUUUUUCAACUGGAUCCUGUGCGUGAUCGUUGGUCUGGUGAUGGAUCUGCCCAUUCUGAUGGAUCCGAUGGUACUUUCAGUCUUGUACGUUUGGUGCAAACUAAAUCAGGAUGUAAUCGUUAGCUUCUGGUUCGGAAUGCGUUUCAAGGCGAUGUACCUUCCGUGGGUGCUGCUCGGCAUGAACAUGAUACUGUCCUCGGGAAGCAUAUUUUCGCUGGUGGGCAUCUUCGUUGGACACGCUUACUACUUCCUCAAGUUUAGUUAUCCCAGCGAGCUGGGAGGAGCCAGCCUCAUUGAAACGCCAUUCUUCAUCAAACGCUACUUUCCCGAUGUGCAGGGAGGCACGCACGGAUUCGGUGUACCGCCGGUCGGUCAGCGUCCGGUACCACAACAGCAGCAAGCCGAUAUGGCCGGUUUCCGCCAUGCGUGGGGCCGUGGACAUACGCUUGGACGCAAUUAGAAACGUGUGAUGCUUUUCGACUGUAAAUAGGCCAAUGAUGAUAUAUCUGUU
Messenger RNA from Anopheles maculipalpis, 857 nucleotides. It is a transcript of the gene Der-1, whose product is annotated as derlin-1. Gene Ontology annotation, molecular function: ubiquitin-specific protease binding; misfolded protein binding. Bases 42 to 806 code for a protein of 254 amino acids. Gene Ontology annotation, cellular component: endoplasmic reticulum membrane; Hrd1p ubiquitin ligase ERAD-L complex. The transcript is spliced from 5 exons. Gene Ontology annotation, biological process: endoplasmic reticulum unfolded protein response. Lineage: Eukaryota; Metazoa; Arthropoda; Insecta; Diptera; Culicidae. The record is from RefSeq and is a predicted model, not a curated record.